Messenger RNA from Triticum dicoccoides, 4425 nucleotides. Its product is annotated as ubiquitin carboxyl-terminal hydrolase 16-like. Gene Ontology annotation, cellular component: cytosol; nucleus. Gene Ontology annotation, biological process: protein deubiquitination. The record is from RefSeq and is a predicted model, not a curated record. Bases 587 to 4039 code for a protein of 1150 amino acids. Gene Ontology annotation, molecular function: protein binding; cysteine-type deubiquitinase activity. The transcript is spliced from 6 exons. Lineage: Eukaryota; Viridiplantae; Streptophyta; Magnoliopsida; Poales; Poaceae.
CCCACCAAAACCCGCCCCGGCGCCACCCUCCCCGGCCAGCGAAACCGACUCCCGCAGUCCCGCUCCUCCCUCCCUCCUCCGCUCCUCCACCCUCUCUCGGCCUCGUCGCGGACGCCUCCGCCGGCUGCUCGCCUCUCCUCCGAGGCCCUCUCCCUCCCCGUCUCCUGGCGACAGGCGUGAUGGUAGAGAAGAGGGAGAGGGCGGAGGAGGCGUCCGAGAGCUCGCAGAAAUCCCCGCGCCUGGACCCGCUGGCUGCGGCUGGUUCUGGAUGCAGCGACGCGCCAGCGUCGCCGACGGAGUCGAGCGAGUGGCCAUCGGCCGGGGAAGCGGAGGCGGGGACCAGCAGCGACAGUACCGGCGACAGCGACCUCCUGCUUAGGGCCGUGUAUGAUCUCACCGAGCAGCGGGCGGUGAGACGGACUUGCCUUCUGCCUAAGUGCAAGACGACCUGGAAUGGCGACGAAGGGAUGAUGAAGUGCAUAGACUGCUCCAAGUUCUUUUGCUCUGGGUGGUCGGUGGAGAGGGAAAGUCCGCAGGGACAUGCGAUGAACCGAAUUUGGGAUACUGCUUCUUGUGUGCACGCCUUAUGAGGCUCACUGACUGGACCAAAGAUGGCUAUCGAGUGGCGGCCAGAAAGGAAAAGGAUCAGCAAGGGCUGGGGGAUAGCGUUGCAAAGGAUGGCUGGGGAACGGGGUCCGGCAUUGCAAAGGGCGAGUGGGAACCAGAGACUAGCUAUUCAAAGGAUGAGUCCGCCAUGGAGCCAGCUAGCCUUGCAAAUGAUCUAUGUGCCACCGCUAGAAAGGAUGACUGGCAAAGGGUGCCCAGCAUUGCAAUGGACGAUGAUGCGUCUGGGUAUGCUAAUGGCGAUGGUUACGUUAUCAGAGGGAUACCGAACCUUGGGCAAACAUGUUACAUGAAUGCAACGCUGCAGUGCCUCCUUGCCCUUGGUAAGCUGAGGACAAUGAUUCAAAGUCCGGCUGCUCAUUUGGGGAGCAUUGGUCUGCACCUGCAGCAGUUUUUCCAAGAGACACUUGUGAAUGAUGCCAGACACACGCUGAACCCACAGAUGAUACUGCAAGCUAUGCAUGAGCAUUAUCCGAAUCGGUUCUUGGUCUGGAAUAUGGAAGACAGCCAUGAGUUCCUUAUGUCUUUAUUCAAUGCUGUGGAUGCGGAGGUGGAGCAGCAAAACAGAAUGCAUGUCUUGAAAGGGGGUGAAGUAUUCCCUACACUUAACGUUUCUCUUUUCAGAGGCCAGCUGUUCGAGACAACGUCCUGCCAAAGAUGCUGGUAUAAUGAUACUAAAACCGUUGAUUUCGGUGAACUCUAUUUGUCACUUCCAGAGAAGGAUCCUCCAGCCAGAAGCGUUGCAUCAACACCAAGGAACAAAAGCCACGGAUCUCAAACUGACAAGAGUGAUGGGGAUAAUAAGAUGCAAACAGCUGCUCCAGGCAGCACUUCUCAGUUUCCCGGUUCAGGAUUGGGAAAUGGGGCAAUGGAGAAAACCCCCAGGCCUUUGCAAGUUGAUUCUAGCGAAGUGAAGGAUGUUGUACACAGUCAUAUGCAGACUCAGAAGAAUGAUGUCCCAAUAGAAAUUUUGGAUUUCAUUCCUGACUUAUUUGAUGACACUGAAAGAAUGGAGGAAGCAACAACAGAUUCUCGGAAUCCAGAAGAUAAGGAGACGACUUACUCAGUAAAAGUUACUGCCAAAGAUAAGGGGGAAGCUCAGAGCAGUGAUAUUGUUAAUGAUGAGGCCAAACAUAUGAACUCUCUUGGGUCGAUUGAGGACUGCCUGGAACUGUUUGCCCAUCGAGUGAAGGAACGUUGUGAGAACUGUUCCAAGGUUGCUGAACAGAUCAUGGCAAGCACCAAUAUAAAUACGACUGUUGAUGGAGAUCAGACUGAGCUGUCAGGUAGGAAAACAUGCCCAAGUGAGCGAUCUAGUGACUGUAAUAACUUGUCCGUAGAAUCUCCAAGAAGGAAACCAUAUCAUUCAGAUGUACAUGAUCAAGUUAUACUCUCUGAAAACAUAACUACUGAAGAAAUCACUUCAGGGACGAGCUGUGGUGAAAAAGGUGAAAUUGAUCAAGGUGUACAAGAAGCUGGGCUUCCAACUGAUAAACAGACUGACCUGUUCAGUGCCCAGGAUAGUCCGGAUACCAGCACUCAAAAUCAGGCUUGUGCGAAGCAGGCAAUGCUGGAUGAUCAUACUGCCCAAAAAAUGGAGGAAAACCAAAAUGAGCAGAAAGAUGGCAACGGUUGUGCAAUUCAAACACAGUUGAUUAACAAGUUACCACCUGUAUUGAUUAUUCCAUUUAAGAGAUACAGAAAUGAUCUGUCUAAACUGAGAGGACGUGUGAGCUUUAAGGAGAUUCUUCAUCUUGGACCAUUCAUGGACCCCAGUUCCGAGGAGAAAGACAAUUCCAGGUACCGUCUAGUUGGUGUCAUUGAGCACCGUGGUGACAACUUGCAUACAGGGCAUUAUGUUGCUUAUGUGCGGGGGGCAGGUCUCAAGCAUCGGAGCAGUGGUUCUUCCUCAUGGAUUUGCGCAGAUGACCGCAACAUCAAGGAAAUCUCCAUAGAACAAGUUGUCAGGUGUGAGGCGUACAUUCUUUUCUACGAGAGGAUAGAGGAGGGUGAGACAAGAGACAAGGAGGUGGAUGACAUGGUGGAAGACAAGGACGAAGGUGACAGACCCUUCCUCACCGAGGGACCCAGCGAGCUCUGUGAUGAUUUGCUUCUCAAUAUAUUCUCCCGACUUGAACACCGAACAGCCAUCCGUGUGUCGUCAUUGAGCCGUCACUGGAACAGAGAGUGGGACAUUCAUUUGCAGUCAAAUAGUUACUAUGUUGGUGAGAAUUCCUUUCUUCCAUGUGAGAUGCUACAAAUGCUGGAAAGCCAAGAAGCCAAUGGGAAUCGGUUAGACAUUCUAUGUCUUGUGAUUGAAUCAAAGGAUAUGUCUGAGAAGCUGUUCAGGCGAUGCCUCGAAUGCAUUGCUCGUUCUGGAAUCAAGGAUCUAUAUCUUGAGCGUCGGCCACCAUGCUUGGCUUUACGGUUCAGUUUCCCAAGAGCAAGCAAGCAGCUUGUGCGCCUGUCUCUUCGAGGAUUAACCCUGGCAAACUCUUCAAGAUAUUUCAAGAGAUGCAAGGACUUCUGUGAAUUGGUUGCUAUCAAACUGUGGGGCGUUACAGUAAGUGACUGGACAUUGAGAAAUUUUUUAGCCAAGUGUCCGGCUCUGCGAGUGCUAGAGCUGGGUUAUUGCCAUCACCUUGAGCGCAUAAGUGAUUCUGUUUCUGGACUCAAACUCCUUAACAUAACUGUGGUGGAGUGUAGUGGUGUUGAUUCAAUUUACCUGCGAUUGGUUCCAGAUCUUCUGUCGGUUUCUUUCAGUGGAUGUUACCUCACCAGUUUGUACUUUCCGCCAGAUGCAGAAAUCAGCAAGCUCUACUUCUGCUAUACAAGGACCGGAGACCAAUUAUGCUCCCAAGGAUUGUUAUCAAACAUGUUCAGCAAGUGCACCCUGAACUCCACUGCCUUGAGUACUCUAACCAUCUGCAGCAAUAGUCUGAAGGUGGUGACUUGCUUGAGCGAACCGCACAAAAUGGCUAUAGACUGGUCUUUCCAGAAUGUCCGAGAACUUCAAAUCGUGAUGUUUGAACAGAGUCGGGACAAUCUUGCGUCCUUUACUUACCUCCUGCAAAAUGGGCAAUUCGAUAUGCUUCAGAGACUUUUUGUGGAGCUCCCAGCAAAGAGAGGUGUAACUCCAUCGCAGCUUGGCAGUCAUGUGGUAGUGUCAGAGCGUGUCCUACAUAAACUCAAACUGAUCAAACUGACCAAUUUCUCCUGGAAUGAAGCCGAGAUAUAUUUGCUGCUUCUGCUUUUAAAGAUAUCUUCUUCACUGGACAAGAUAGUUGUAGUGUUUUCUGCUGGAAGCACAGAGGAGCAAGACCAGCACAGCCUGCCCUGGUUGCAUGACUCUGACAUUGAGCUAAUCAUAAGCCUUUUGGAUAGUGGGAAGUUAAUCCUGAAAAAAUCACCUUGAUUAUGAUUAUAUAAAGCAUGGAGGAUCAGGACUUAUCUUUCCCGUGGCAGCCCAUGGGGAGAUCUACCGGCAGCCCUGAUGCAUGCAUGCCUGGUAUUCUACCCACCAAUCAAUCAGAAGGGUCCUGACAAAAGAAGCAGAAGGGUGAGAUUAGAAAGCAUUGUUUUGAUGCCAAGUGUACCAUUGCGCUUGCAGUAGGCAGUAGUUUGUUGCGUAGUCAGCUGGAGAGAACCAUUUUUUCUGUUCAUUGAACAGAGUAAUUUUUGUCAGAACGACAUUGGAUAGGUUGGACACUGAAUACCCUACCUUUUUGUUAGAACAACAUUGUAUAGGUAGGAGAACAGUGAAUACUUUUUGUGAUGGGCAGCAUUCUGCGAUUAGAUAUA